AUUCAUACACUGAGGGAGUGACGUCUGAGGAGGGCUGAAAUUACAUAUGGUUAUGAGAGAGGAAAGAAAAAGUAAGCCCAAUCAAAAAAAAUAGAACAAGCCCUUGGGGGAGUCCCUUGGGGGAGUCCCUCCCUUGAAUUAGAGGUAGAGUAUCUAUAUGCUCGGACAUAAAACCCAGACGAUGGUAGAGGGUUGGUAAAGAUGGCGGCGCUCUCCGUGGAUGGGACGUAUGGACUGAAUUGUGGCCGACGGAAUACAGACCACGUCACUGUAUUGCACGUCAAAUUGACAGAGACAGCUUUCAGAGCGAUAGAAAAGUACCAAACCUCUAAGAAUGUAACGUCCUCGUGGCCAACAAUGCAAUUCAAGGGACUCCAAGGGCGUAUUAAGAUCCCAAGGACUGACUCUCCAGAUGGAUGUCAGAACUUUGACUUCUACCUGUCCAAUGUGGGCAAGGACAACCCUCAGGGAAGCUUUGAGUGCAUCCAACAAUAUGUGUCCAGUUCGGGGACCCCGCACCUGGUGUCCUUGGGGGUGGUUCAAGACAAAGUCACGUUGUGUGCCACCAACGACUCCUACCAGGUGACUCGGGAGCUUAUGACGCUGGCUAAGGAGGAUGGAACCAAAGUCCUCAAGCAUGGAGGCCAUUUCAAAGGUAAGAAAGUCCAGAUCCGCAAGCCAGCGCCGUCAGGCUCUGAACCAGUCGCGGAGCGCAAACGCUCCACCCCCAUCAACCCAGCCAAGACCAUCCGCAAGUGCCUUGCCAACAACCUGGUUUCCCAGCGCCCAUACCGCGACCGCCUUGUCCACUUGCUGGCGUUGCGCUCCUACAAGAAGCUGGAGCUACUGGCCAGGAUGCAGCGGGACGGGGUCAGUCAGAAGGACCGCAGCUCUCUUGGGAGUACCCUGCAACAAGUGGCCAACCUGAACCCCAAAGAUAACUCGUACACUCUGAAGACCUUUGUGUACCGUGAGGUGCAGAGGGACUGGCUGGGCUACUCUGAGGACGACCGCGUUCAGGUCAAUGGGAUUCUGGCACGGAAACUGGGCCUUCCCACUGAGCCGCUUUCCUCCAGCGGUCCUCCUAAAAAUGGGUUCCCGGGUUCCCCACAGAAGUGCCAGCCCGAGUUGCCGAGUCACUUCACUGACCCCUUGAUGCCCAAGAAGCCCCGCAUUUCCCAUGUCACCAGCCAAGUGCCACCCACCACCCCCACCUCGUCCUCUAGAGUGCGCCGCAGCGCCACGAAGGGGGACAACAGCCACCACAGCGCCGCUCCCACCACCAAACGCUCGUCUCUCCUAGCCAGGCCCACCACGGCUGGCCCGCCCCUCAACCACCUCCCCCACCCCUCCCAGCUGCCUGUUUCUCACCUCCGUCUUAUGUCUCAUCACCCUGGCCUGGGCUCCAACUCCAGCUCGCCCAGCACGCCUGAGGGCCGUGGCACCCAGGACCUGCCCCUUGACCAGAGCUCAACCUGCCUGGACCCCUCCUCACCGAUAGCCAGCCCCCCAAGCAGGACUGCCGACCGCUAUGGCUCCGGCAUGCUGCCACAGGCCAGCUCCAGCCGCCCAGCCCUCACCAUCUCCUCUUCAUCAACCUCUUCCUCUACCAUUAUCCCCCCUCCCUCGCCCAGCAGUAGCAAGAAGUCAAAGAAGCACAAAGGGAAGGACAGAGAGAAGGAGCGGUGCAGGGAGGGGCACAGCAUCACAUGCGAUGGCGUCAGCCCCCCAGAGGUACAGGUUGAGGACGGCCAAAGGCCCAGGAAAAGACACCAUGCCAACGGGGAGGAAAGACGAAGGCCAGUCAUCCCCGCCAAAAGCCUAUUCUGCUCAGACGAAGACAAUAAAAAGAGGCCAGUCCACUCCACAGACUCCUCCACCACUGUUAUGCCAGAUUACAUAUGUAAGUACAUGGCAGUGGUGUCCAUGGACCAGAGGCAGACUUACAAGGACAACUUCAAUGCAGAGUAUGAGGAGUACCGCAACCUGCAUGCCCGUGUGGAGAAGAUCACUCGCCACUUCACCCAGCUAGACGCUCAGUGCAGGAGGCUGCCGCCUGGCACCAAAGAGUACCAGGAGGUACAUGAAGACGUGAUGAAAGAGUACAACAAAAUGAGACUAGACAAUGUCCCCUUCCCUUCCCUAGGGCAUUGGGAUAUCCUUAGACCAGAGAGACUGCCCCCUACUGGCCCUCCAACACCACUUCCAGCAGCAGCUGGUCUCCCAACCAGGACCGACCCUGCUUGGCUUAAGAAGCAAGCCAGCAGUGGGAUGCAGGAUUGUAUGCUGCUGCACAGCCCAAACUACCAGGUGGAGAAGCAGCGCUGCGAGUACCUGCACAACAAGCUGGCCCACAUCAAGCGCCUCAUCGCUGACUUUGACCAGCGCAGUUCCCAAUCCUGGAGCUAGAGCAACAGUUUCAAGACCACACAGUUUUGAGGUGGUUUAAGGGGUGUGCAGAGCAAGGGGGUUUCAACUGGCUUUUAUUUAUUCAGACCCCCCUGUCUCUGCUGCCCCCCCCCCCCUUCUCGUAAUGGUUUCUCCUGAAGCUCCUCUUCAAUUAUACAACACUGGACUAGAGGAAGGGAACUACAUGCGUGUGGGGGUAGGGGGAUACUUAACACUUCUAGCCUUUGAAGGACUUUAUCCAAAAAUUAAACUUAUUUUUGAAAGCAGAGAAAAUAUUAUACUUGUAUUUAAGUUAAAAAAAAAAAAGUAUUUAUUUUUGACUGUUCAGGUGUGUGUGUGGUCCACACGUGAUUUAUUGUUUAAAAAGUUAAUAUUUUCCGAAAGCAAUGCAGAAAACAUGGGCCUUAUGUGUUUGACUUUCUGAAGCCAUUUUGCACACGAGAGGAGAUUCCGAGUGGCUCAGUGGUCUAAGACACUGCAUCUCAGUGCUAGAGGUGUCACUACAAACACUGGUUCAAAUCUAGGCUGUAUCGCAACUGGCCUUGAUUGAGUCCCAUAGGGCGGAGCACAAUUGGCCCAGCGUCGUCCAGGUUUGGCCGGUGUAAGCCGUCAAUGUAAAUAAGAAUUUGUUAUUAACUGACUUGCCUAGUUAAAAAAAAGAAAAUCCAACGUAUCGUCCCAAUUGUCAGCAGUUGCUCAUCUUCCCUUCACCCUCUUCCUUCAUGGUGAAGUAGAUGGAGAGGAAUCCACUUUAGACCAUUGAGACGCAACACCAAUAUGGGUUAUAAGGGCCAUGGGGGGGUUACAUUUAGGAGGAUCAUACUCUGAUAGCAGGGGGGCGCUACCUUGCGCAACAUCAGUGUUUCUGCUCUCUGUGCAAAAGGGUGCCUUAAGGUGUUAGUUUACAUGGGGGAAUUAUAACCACCUGGCUACAGGUCUCGCACACCAGCAUGAGGUGUCUGUCUGGGGGGGGUCAAAGAAGGAAUACAAAGGUCAGGGAGGUGUGUGUGUGCGGCUAUGUAAAAUGGGGGGAGUAAGAUUUGGGGGGGGGAACACGGGAGGGUGAGAAAAUAGCUAGGUUUCCAUCCAAUUCAUGACCGAUUUUCAUGCAAAUAUUAUAAAAUCGUCGGAUAAAAGUCUGCGUGAUGACGUAGUGCACAUUUUAAAAAAGUUUUUGGUUUCCAUCGCAUUUUCAACUACUGAUGGUUUUGUAAGAGAAAUGUUGUGUUUUUUAUAGCGACUGUGCCCACUGGCAGUGGCAUGUGCGCUCCAGCCAACAGCUCCUGGUACAGUGCUAGUAGGCUACCUACAUGAGAGCGUUUUUAUUAUUUUAAUUUGUCAAAUGGCAGAUGCUUGGCUAUCGUUAUGUUACUAGAAUAGACCCUCAAUAUUUAUUGGAAAAGAGCAUCAAGCUCAUCACUGCACUUUCACCACCCUGUGAAGUAAAUACCUUAUUUAAUCUGUAGCAUAAACUGUAUGCUUUCCCGAGGUGUAGUGGGAGGACCACAUGAUAUGAUUGUGUGACUCCCAAGUUUACAUCAAUGGUUAUUAUAUCAAUAUUUGCGCGUAAAGGCAACUGCCAUUUCUCGCAGCAUUAAUUUUAUUGAAACAAAAAGAUCCCACCUUGUCUAGUGUAUUUUGUUUUGUCGACAUUUGGAAAGUUGACCGACAAAUCAGUUGUUGGAUAGAAAACAUGUUUAUGAAAAAGGGGGAAAAGGCUGCUGUAGUCUGUUGUUUGACUAGCCAGAGCACUCAGGAUCAACCUGGCUAAAGUUAGUGUUUUUAAUUGGGGGGCUGUUCUAGUGUUUUUAAUUGGGGGGCUGUUCUAGUGUUUUUAAUUGGGGGGCUGUUCUAGGGUAGCCAAUCUCUGGAAGGACUAGAGCAUUGACUCGCCAGUUUAUUUAAAGGAAAACAGGCUGUUUGAUAAAUUAAUGCAUCUAUACCAGAGGACAAAUCUAUAUUACAAAGACAUGUAUUCUUUUCUCCUUGAUUCCAGUUUUGUCAGUGCAGCAGAACUAUGGAAGAACUGCGAAUAGCAUUUCUGUUUUAGUUUUUGAAUUCAACUCAUGCUGAUUUAGUUUGACAGACAGAUGAAUGCAUGGAUUAAGGAUGACAAUUUCAUGAUAUCAUUAAUAAACAAGGUCUUGAGCUCAAGGGAAAUAUUAUGUUUACAAACCUGUGUUAGAAUGUUUGUCCCCAAAAAGUGAAAUACUGUUCUGUUAUAUAUCUACAUUACUGGUUCAGCCUUUUAUUUAUGAGGCACUGAUACUGGAGACUGGAUAUAAAAUGUGUUCCCUGGAAGGUGACAUUUCUGUUUUGGGGUAACAUUCUAGUACUUAUUUUAACUUUUUUCUCUCUGCUUUCCAAUUGGGGGGGGGGGGCAAAUCCAAAAUUGUAAGUAAGAAACUGAAGAUUAUGCACUCUUGCUGCAGAGCCUCAUCCAACGGAAGCCCCAAUGAUGUAAGGUCUGAUAGUACUGUCAUAUGACUGGGGCUUCCGUUGGAUGGGUCUCUGCAGCGGAGGUAGUGUCACUUUUUUUAAACAGGAAGGCCCUCUUCAGUCACAAUUCAAACUUUGCAGGGACCAUGAGCUCAACAUGUUUUAGAGGGAUUUGUAUACAUUAAAAAUAGUUAUUUGGAGAUCUCUGAAGCAUCUUGACACUCAUGAGUCCCAGCAGACUACUACAGUACAGGGUCCACUCCCAGCAAAAUGGUGACUUUGUUGGAGUUCAGCAGUCUUACUGAGAAGUUGUAAAGGGCAAACGAGUGUUUCAAAGACGUCUCAAUGUUUUGGUGUGAAAGAUGACUGUGAAGGAGUACUGAACCUGCCCACCUGAAAAUGCAUUAAAUCUGUAAAAUAAAAGUCAAGUUGGCUUUACAUUGAA
Oncorhynchus keta (chum salmon) is the source of this 5293-nucleotide messenger RNA. It is a transcript of the gene ell2, whose product is annotated as elongation factor for RNA polymerase II 2. NCBI's taxonomy places the organism in Eukaryota, Metazoa, Chordata, Actinopteri, Salmoniformes, Salmonidae. The coding region runs from base 202 to 2409 and encodes 735 amino acids. Gene Ontology annotation, molecular function: cis-regulatory region sequence-specific DNA binding. Gene Ontology annotation, biological process: positive regulation of transcription elongation by RNA polymerase II; transcription elongation by RNA polymerase II; snRNA transcription by RNA polymerase II. Gene Ontology annotation, cellular component: transcription elongation factor complex. The transcript has 13 exons. The record is from RefSeq and is a predicted model, not a curated record.